Asparagus officinalis (garden asparagus) is the source of this 1283-nucleotide messenger RNA. RefSeq lists its product as uncharacterized. The transcript has 5 exons. The record is from RefSeq and is a predicted model, not a curated record. Bases 253 to 999 code for a protein of 248 amino acids. NCBI's taxonomy places the organism in Eukaryota, Viridiplantae, Streptophyta, Magnoliopsida, Asparagales, Asparagaceae.
UAUAUCCUAUCAGCUACAGGUUUUACUAACUGUAUCUGUACCCCAAGAGACACAGAUUACUUUGCACUCCUACUGAAAGCCCUAGUGAACAGGAGACUCAGAAAAACAUUGUACCUAAAAGCCUCACUCGUCAAUCCAAGAGCUCUGAGCUUGCCCACAUGUGAACAUGCACAAAUACCUUCGCGUCCACAUAAAAAUAUCCUCCAAUAUUUCCCCCUCCUCCUGAAUCUUUCCCCAAAAAGAGACAAAAGUAUGCGAGCCGACGUAGCCUCAGUGUUCUCUUCUCCUCCCCCAUUGACCUAUAGGAGGAGCAACACCCUGUGCAGCAUGAGGAGAGAGAGAAAGGCACCCCCCAAGGGCUCUCGGCCUUUAAUUCCUCUUUCACUAUUUGGGUCAGGCUUCGUCUUGGGCCCUCUUCUUGAUGGAAUCCAUUCAAGGGUCAGCCUGCAGACGUACCACAACGGAGCAGUUGAUAUUGGCCCUCUUCGCACCAGCAUAUGGGUAUCAAUCCUACCCACCUGUUUUCAAGAUGUUCCGCCUUUGCUUGGGCUUUUCUACUGCACUGUAGGAUUACUGCAGCUCUAUCUGGACGAGAGAGCCCCUCCUAACUCAAAACCUCCAGUUGGAAGCCUGGAUAAAGCGAUUCUCUCUUUAAUAACUCUCGCAGCGUUUAUCGAGCUGAGCGCUGAAAUGCACAAAGCAAACGUAGCCAGCGACAUCGAAGCGUACACCUUGUUUGCAACGGCAGAAUUUGUGUGGCUCCUCCUCGAUAGAACUUGGUCGGGCUUCACCUUGGCUUGUCUCGUUGGCUUUGCUUGCCCUCUUGCUGAGAUCCCACUGAUAAAACUCUUUCACCUAUGGGAUUAUCCGAGGGCGGAUAUCAUAGUUUUCGGCGAGGGAUUGAUCAGUUGGACGACGACAUGUUAUUUUGUGUAUACACCGUUCUUGAUCAAUUUUUCGCGGUGGUUGAAAUCGGUGUUUGCUGGUGAUGAUCAAUAGGCGAAGGCAGCAGCGGUCGUAAUUUGCUGUUCACUGUCUGAUCGCUUCGGUGAUGUUCCGUGUAUACUUGUUAUACUUGGAACUAAAAAUGUAUCUAGUGAGUAAAGCUGGAAAGAAUUAACACUUUCUCUAGAUUAGCACAUAGUUGAUAACUGAACCGCAGAAAAUUUUGAAUUUGAUGAAGAUGACCGGGAUUGUCCGGCCCAUCAAGAAGUCGACAAGUUGAUCUACCAUUUACAGUACUACGUACUAAUUAAGUUGAUCGAUCUCCUUAGCUUGUAGCA